GUGUUAUGGGUUUUAUUACCACAUAUAUAUCGUGAAAUGACAACAGUUAAUCAAAUAUUGGACUUCAUACCUGUUGCAGAACGUGAAGUUGUGAUUUCUUCAGAUGGAGUAUAUAUGCCGCACAUGAGCGGAGACUAUUACGAAAUUCAGCCAGAGGUCCAAAUGCCAAAACACAAUGGAGGACAUAUUCGGAGUCAGUCUACCAACACAAGGAUGGACCCUUGCCUCCCGCUUUUGUGCAAAAGUUCAACGUGCCCCUUUCAAGAACAUUUUGGAAACCGAAGAUUUAAAACAGAUUUUGGCAGCAAUGCAGUCUUAUCAAGGCUCAUACGUUACUAUGAAUGUUUAAAUGAAGGCCAAACUUGGAUGGACGCAGAAGACAACCGGAUUACGUUGGGUGAUUUCGUUGACUAUCAUGUAAUCGGUAUAGGCCAGUUCAGUACGGUAUACCGAGCCAGGUAUCCAUAUUCUGGAAACAACUCAAGCUCUUUGAACGUAGCGAUCAAAGCAGUAAAGAUAUUUGAGAUGACAGAUGCAAAGGCACGUAACGACUGCAUACAUGAGAUAGACUUGCUCAAGCAUUUCAAAAAGCGGAAGCGUCUAAUUCCAGAGAAGACAAUAUGGAAAUAUUUCGUCCAGAUAUGCAGUGGUCUGGAGCACAUGCACUCCAAGCGCAUAAUGCAUCGGGAUAUCAAACCCGCCAACGUAUUUAUCAACGCCCGUGGUCAAGUCAAGCUUGGUGAUUUAGGAUUGGGUCGAUAUUUCAGCUCGAAAACGACGGUUGCACAUUCACUAGUCGGAACACCAUAUUAUAUGUCCCCGGAACGGAUCGAUGAGAAUGGGUACGAUUUCGCUUCGGACAUUUGGUCCCUUGGAUGUUUACUAUACGAGAUGGCCGCACUCCAGUCUCCGUUCUACGGCGAACACAUGAAUCUCUACCUGUUGUGCCGUAAAAUUAAAAGCGGGGACUAUGCACCACUGCCCGACUCUAUCCAUUCUCUUGAGACCAACCCAAAGGAUCGUCCCAAGAUUAAAGAGGUCCAUGAAGUCGCAUGCGAAAUGUAUCAGCGUCUGCAUGGGACCCCGGCAACCACUCCAGAAGAAAUGGAACGACCUUCUUCCGCGAGAGCAACAGCAUUUGGAGCUGCUCCACCGCAUUCCCCAAUUUGUCCCAUCAUGGAACCUGCUAGACCCCAGUAG
Messenger RNA from Opisthorchis viverrini, 1200 nucleotides. RefSeq lists its product as hypothetical. The record is from RefSeq and is a predicted model, not a curated record. Gene Ontology annotation, biological process: protein phosphorylation. Lineage: Eukaryota; Metazoa; Platyhelminthes; Trematoda; Opisthorchiida; Opisthorchiidae. The coding region runs from base 37 to 1200 and encodes 387 amino acids. Gene Ontology annotation, molecular function: protein kinase activity; ATP binding. The transcript has 6 exons.